UCGCAUAAGCGCGCGCGCACACACACACACACACACACAGCACACUGCGGAGUUCAGUCGAGGGGAGAUGACCGGGUGAAGGAGAAGAGCGAAAUUACAGCGCAGAGCAAACAACCCAUUCCGCUGCCGCUGCCGCUGCCCGCCCGGUCGACCGAUACCAGGACUACCACUCGACUCGAUCAGAUAGUCUGGGACCCCGGGUUUGUCCUCCUGGAACCCCGCGGACUGGCUCCCACCAUGCCGUACAAUCGCUCGGGUGAAAGUCGUGCUCGCUGCGCCCUUCUUUGGAUGGGGAUACUGUGGACAGUCGCACUGGCCCAAGAGGAGGCCAGACCUGGUCCUCCAACCUCCGCUCCGGCCCCAGGGGAGACCCCAAGGGAAGGCCCACGAGGAGCCGCCUUGGUCGGGCAGGGUCUCCUGGAGUCUGUCCUGGCUCGCCGGGACCAGCUGCUGUCCCAGCGGAGCAGGGUGCUGCCCAGCGCCCUCCCCCAGGAGCUGCUGCCCAUGCUGGGGAAGGGGCUGGGCAGCGCCAGGGGGGUCGGGGGGGUCCUCUCGCCAGAGCAGGAGGGCCUGCUGAAGAGGAUGAUCCCUGCAGCUGGGGUGGGUGUCGGGGGUGAGGGCGGGGGUGAUGCGUGGGAUUCUGGUGCACACCCCACUUCCCCAGAAAACGUGGACGCCCCACACACACACGGGGGGAAGACUGGGGCAGGGGGCAGCUCUGAGGUGAGGGACGAGGAGGAGGACGAGGAGGAAGGGACUCAAAAUCCAAGCAGCACCCUCACCCCCACGCCCACAGCAGUAGUGGUAGACACGGAGCCAGACAUGGGCACACUGGCACCAGCAGUAUCGAGUUGUGUGAUCAAUUUUUCCGACCCUGAGGGCUACAUCGAUUCAUCAGACGACCCUCCGCUUCCAGACGGGGCCUUUCUGCAGUGCACGUACACCGUCACCGUCUAUACAGGAUACGGCGUGGAGCUGCAGAUCAAGAGUGUCAAUCUGUCGGAUGGCGAGCAGCUCUCAAUCAGAGGGCAGAACGAGGCAGGAGCCCUGAUAGUACUGGCCAAUCACACACUCCUGGUGGAGGGUCAGGUGAUCCGCAGCCCGACCAAUACCAUCUCUGUAUUCUUCCGCUCCUUUGCAGAGGGACCAAUGGGCACCUUCCAGCUGCACUAUCAGAUCUUUGGGCUGAGCUGCGCUCUGCCGCGCCGGCCCCACUUUGGGGAGGUGUCGGUGCUGAACCUGCACCCAGGGGGCACGGCACACUUCCACUGCAACAUGGGCUACCACCUGCAGGGGGCAGCACAGAUCACCUGCCUCAACGCCUCACUGCCCAUCUGGAGCGCCAAGGAGCCUACCUGCAGAGCUCUAUGCGGGGGUUCGGUGAAGAACACCAGUGUGGGUUGGGUCCUGUCCCCCUCUCCCCACCCCAACAGCACACUGGACCGCAGCUGCUCCUGGUCCCUGGAGGCCCCCGCUGGACAGAGGUUGCACCUGCACCUGGAGAGGAUAGACCUUGGCCCCACAGACAGGUUGGUGUUGUGGAGCGGCCUGGACGCUGGGUCUGUGGUGCUGUUCGACUCUGGCAGGGGGGGUCCCAUCCCGUUCGAGGGCGUGAUCAGCGAGGGACCGGCCGUCAGGGUCCAGUUCAUCACCGAUGACCCACCGACCAGCUGGCACCGUGGCUUCAGCAUCCGAUACGAGGCGUUUGAGAAGGGCCACUGCUAUGAGCCGUACAUGCAGAAUGGCAACUUCACCACGUCAGACCCGGCGUACGGCGUGGGGGCCGUGGUGCAGUUCACUUGCGACCCCGGGCACUCGCUGGAGCAGGGACCGCCGGUCAUCGAGUGCAUCAACACCCGGGACCCCUACUGGAACGACACCGAACCUCUGUGCAAAGCUCUGUGUGGCGGUGACCUGGCCGGGCCCAGCGGGGUGAUCCUGUCCCCAAACUGGCCAGACUCGUAUGGGGAGGGCGAGGACUGCAGCUGGAGGAUCCACGUGGACGAAGACAAGCGCAUCCUGCUGGACGUGCAGCUGCUGAAUCUGAGUGACAGUGACAUGGUUACCAUCCUGGACGGUGAUGAAGUGACCACGCGUAUCCUGGGCCAGUAUGUGGGGGGCACCAGCCCAUUCAAGCUGUCGUCCACCACGCCCGACCUGACCGUCACCUUCCACUCCGACCCCGCCGGCCUCGUCUUCGGAAAGGGAGAGGGCUUCAUCAUUAACUACAUGGAGGUGUCUCGGAACGACUCGUGCCCAGACUUGCCCGAGAUCCAAAAUGGCUGGAAGACAACGUCUCACACGGCGCUAGUGCGCGGGGCACGCAUCACCUACCAGUGUGACCCAGGAUACGACCUGGUUGGCAGGGAGACCCUCACCUGUCUGCUGGACCUCACCUGGAGCACACAGCCCCCCUUCUGUGAAAAGAUCAUGUAUUGCUCAGACCCAGGCCAUGUGGAGCACUCCACUCGGACUCUGUCUGACCCCAAGCUCCUGGUGGGCACCGCCAUCCAGUACACCUGCAAUCCUGGCUUUGUCCUGCAGGGCGGCGCUACUCUCACCUGCUACGGACGGGAGCCAGGGACCCCUGUCUGGACAUCCCGACUGCCUCACUGUGUCUCGGAGGACUCAGUGUCGUGUGAGAACCCAGGGCUACCAGAGAACGGCUACCAGAUCCUGUCCAAGCGGCUCUACCUACCGGGCGAGUCCCUCACCUUCAUGUGCUACCAGGGCUACGAACUGGAAGGAGAGUUCGCCAUCAAGUGCAUUCUGGGAAACCCCUCGUUUUGGAGUGGCCCACUUCCUCUCUGUCGAGCCAGACCAGACUGCUUCGGUAACCACGCUCUGGAGGUGGCGGAGGCGGCGGCCGGCUCCUCUCUGGACGGGGGCAACAUGGCGCUGGCCAUCUUCAUCCUGGUGCUUCUGCUCUCAGUGCUGCUGGGGGGCCUUUAUGUGUAUGUGACGAGGUGUCGCUAUCACUCAAACCUGCGUCUGCCUUUGAUGUACCCACACCCGUACAGUCAGAUUACCGUGGAGACAGAGUUUGACAACCCACUCUAUGAAACAGGAGGGGACACAAGAGAGUACGAGGUGUCAAUAUGAUGAGCGGUCCAGCAGACUGCCCCCGAUCACCCCAUCAGAUCAUGUGUAAAUAGCCCUGCCCUUUCCCUGUCCUCAGCCUCAUAAAACAUGUCUGCAGUAUGCACAGCUGCCACUAGGGGGCAGACAAACACAACCUGAGAGAGAUGCAAUGACAGAAAACCGGAAAAGCACUAGAGUAGUGGGGCCUCAUGAAGAGAGAGGAACUAGAUAAUAUGUGGAAAAAACAUGUGACAUGCAUAAAGAGAGAGAGAGAAAGAGAGAGAGAGAUACUGUGUG
Molecule: messenger RNA, 3378 nt
Organism: Alosa sapidissima (American shad)
Lineage: Eukaryota; Metazoa; Chordata; Actinopteri; Clupeiformes; Clupeidae
Product: seizure 6-like protein
Exons: 17
Coding region: 238-3102 (954 amino acids)
Biological process (GO): synapse maturation
Cellular component (GO): neuronal cell body; endoplasmic reticulum
Source: RefSeq, a predicted model, not a curated record